Messenger RNA from Suillus subalutaceus, 2019 nucleotides. Its product is annotated as Rad9-domain-containing protein. Gene Ontology annotation, cellular component: checkpoint clamp complex. The coding region runs from base 96 to 1664 and encodes 522 amino acids. The transcript has 8 exons. The record is from RefSeq and is a predicted model, not a curated record. Gene Ontology annotation, biological process: DNA repair; DNA replication checkpoint signaling; mitotic intra-S DNA damage checkpoint signaling. NCBI's taxonomy places the organism in Eukaryota, Fungi, Basidiomycota, Agaricomycetes, Boletales, Suillaceae.
CGACCGCUGCUGACCGCCGUGACCGACGCGGCGCGUACCAGUGGCACCUCAAAUUAGCUCAGUGCUUGGACUUCUUGACUCAUCAGCUGUGAUUCAUGCAAGCGACACUCAGCGUUGCCGCUCUCAAACCGUUCAUUAGGGCAUUAACAUGUCUGUCAAGAUAUGGCGACGAUGUUGUCAUUUCUGCCAAUCCAGAACACCUCUUUUUAAGCGCAACUAAUUCCUCACUCUCCGCAUACUGUUGCUUCAAGUUCGGGCGCAGGUUCUUUUCUAGAUAUAAAUUCAGAGAUGGCGCGGCAGAAGACGGCGUCCAGGACGUGAAAGGACAGUUGCUCGCUAAGACAUUUCUUUCCAUUAUUAAACAUAGAACUAUCGAGAAGACAAUGGAACGCUGCGAAUUCACAAUCGUUGAAGCAACAGACCUAUACGACCAGAACGAGCCAGACGAAGACCAGGACACAUUAGAGAGCAGAUUGAUCAUUCGACUGCACUGUAAACAUGGGAUCGUAAAGACUCACCGACUGCCUCUCUUGAGCCCUACAUCAUCACUUUCACCGGGUCCACGCGCAAUAAAAGACAUAACGGAGCAUUUCCCGAAUGCUCGAGGAGCGAAAAGUGAUCCUCAACUUGUAUGGACCUUUGGAGACACGGAAGUUGAGGUUAAGAGCCUUGAGUCUUCUAUCGACACUAGAGGUAAAGCUCAAUUAUCAACAGAGCUGACAAUCAGCGCGGAUGAGUUCGAUGUCUAUGACGUCUAUGCAGCCCCGACUACCAUUUCUUUCCACUUGCGAGAGUUUAAUGCCACAAUUACUUUUGCGGAAUCUAUGGGUCUCUGCAUAGAUCUACGCUUCACAGAUCCUGCGGCCCCUCUCUUCAUCGACGUCGAAAGUGACGAGUUAGAAUGUCUUUUUGUCAUAUCCACCUCGCAACACGGUGGUUCAGCCGCACCCCCACCCUCAAACUCUACUCUACUCAACGCACGCAAACGUCCUUCUUCGAACGAUGAUGGCGAAGGCAGUUCGAGACAGCGAAGCGAAACACCGAGGAUCAAGAAACCAAUGAAAGCCGUGCAGCGUAUGGAUGCGUGUACACCCGACGUGACUUCUACUUCAAAAGCCCAAAGCGAUGUACGAUCAAUGCCACCACCGUCUUAUAUUCCUCAACACACGCCAGGUUCUCCGCGAAAUCAGACGCCGCCUCAUCCCUCGCCGUCUUGGAAUCUCCCGCCAGAUCCAUCCCAUGGGGUUACGGUGCAACCCAAACCUCUUUUCUACCCUCAGUCCUCUCAGUUAUUAUCGGAUGGGCCAAGCGGGAGCCCUGAAGUUGGUCGAGCUAAAGCACGGGAUCGAACUCCAUUAUUUUAUCCCCUUUCACAACUCUCUCAGGCAGACAAGGAGGUAAUACGCGCAUCUGGUUUGGGUAUUGAGGACAUGAACCAGGAUGAACUAGAGGCAAUGCUCGAAGGAGAGGGCGAAGAAGUUGACUUUGAGUUCGUAGCGUCUCAGAAUCUUACCAACAUGGAAGAUAGAGAUUCGGUUAUGCUUUCUGCGGAUGAUGAUCCUGAAAGCUUCGAACUUGUUGAAGGAAUUGGCACUGAGCUUGGGCCAACACAGGACGACGUCGGAGGCAGGAAGAAGGCAUUUCAGCCUCUGUUUGAAGAUUGAUUUGGACACAUAUAGCAUGUCAGGAUUUUGUUCAUCCUCUGCUGUCAUAUUUUCUUCCCCUACACUCACUUUAGUGGCUUCUGUUGUCUGUCAUCUGCACGAUGUAAGCUACCCAAAUCCGACUUUCGUGUGCCAAAAGUACUGGACUCUUGGCCUGUGGUUGCGAAGUUCUUGUCCCGGUGAGCAUAUCGGGCUGGCCGACUCGGAGGAACGAGGCCAAGCCGAUAUGCUCACCCUGCGCCUACGAUCUCGUAAGAUGCCGAACAUAGUGAACAUGAUGUUAUGUCCGUUCUGUUUUUACCUGUACUAGUACUACGAGACACGGUAUGUAGAGGUAUAGCUCAUGAUGCUAUUG